AGCUAAGGCAUAGUAUAUUAUAUGAUGACGAGCUUUUGCAACAAAAAAGUCCACCCUUUCAUAUGUUCACCAAAUUCCAAACACAAUGGAACAGAGAUAGACUUUUCCCUCCCCCGCCCAGAUAUUUUCACCGCCGCUUCAAUCGGUGGUGACACCCCCAUGACACGGCCAGCCGCCACCGCCACCGCCGUCGAGAAAAAAGAUCCAGGCGGAUUUGGAUUCCUAGAUGAAGUUGGUGGGACUGUUGAUGGACUAAUGUCUUGUACAGAGACUCUAGGUUUCGAGAGUUCCGAUGAGAGGUCAGUUGAUGAUCAAAUUGAGGAUCAUCAUCAUGAUAUAGAUUUGUUUCCUACUAGGAAAUCAUAUUAUGGUACCAAUAAUAUGGCCAGUACUAAUAAUUCUAGGAGCUCGCAAAGAGGUAAUUUGGAGAAGAAAUUAGAAAGGACGAGAAAGUUUCCACCUCCAUUAUCAUCCUUAAGCCAAGAUGGAAAGCCAAAUUUCUUCCUGCGUGCGGUGAGGAAAGAUGGACGGUUAGAAUUAACAGAAGUGAAAAUUGGUCGGCAAGAAACUCUCCUUGCUUUCCGCCAAGAUGGACGGCUCAGAUUGCAUCUCAUUCCCGAUGAAAAAGAAGAAGAACAAGAAGAGGAGGAGGAAAACGAAGAUUUUCCCGUGGAAACAGAGGAACAACUAGACGAUGAAGAAGUGAUUGAAACAAUUGAAGAAAAUGAUGAUGAUGAUGAUGAUAUAAUUGAUGAUGACGAUGAAGAAGAAAAGGUUGAGGACUGGAAGUUUCCGAUGACGAGUAGUGGAAGUGGAGAUGGUCAUUGGAGAUGUUACGGUGGCCACCAUGGCCACGGGCAUAACAACUUACAUGUGUGGAGGCAACGCUGUGUUACAACUAGGUGAAGUAAUUACAUGGAAAAUUGGAAAUUAAGUUUAUUAAAUGAAGUGGAGACACAGAAAUGGCCAUGCAUGUGACUAUGUUUUUCUUUCAAGUCAGGGGAAAAUAAUACUUCCUCCGCUCACUUUUAA
Messenger RNA from Lycium ferocissimum, 1032 nucleotides. RefSeq lists its product as uncharacterized. The coding region runs from base 22 to 906 and encodes 294 amino acids. The record is from RefSeq and is a predicted model, not a curated record. The transcript has a single exon. Lineage: Eukaryota; Viridiplantae; Streptophyta; Magnoliopsida; Solanales; Solanaceae.